Molecule: messenger RNA, 13535 nt
Organism: Coregonus clupeaformis (lake whitefish)
Lineage: Eukaryota; Metazoa; Chordata; Actinopteri; Salmoniformes; Salmonidae
Gene: sptbn5
Product: spectrin, beta, non-erythrocytic 5
Exons: 70
Coding region: 1-12186 (4061 amino acids)
Biological process (GO): actin cytoskeleton organization
Cellular component (GO): cell junction; cell projection; plasma membrane
Molecular function (GO): actin filament binding; phospholipid binding
Source: RefSeq, a predicted model, not a curated record
AUGGAUGGGGAGGAGUUUGAGACAGGCCGUAUCCAGGUGCUUCAGGAGCAGCGUAUGGCUGUCCAGAAGAAGACCUACACCAAAUGGAUGAACAGUGUCUUCACCAAGAACGGGGAGAAGCUGUCCCUUAGUGAUGUGUACACAGAGCUGAAGACAGGGGUCCCCCUGGUCCGUCUGUUAGAGUUCAUCUCCAGGGAGAAGCUGCCCACCCCCAGCCGACGCACCCUACGGGUCCACUGCCUGGAGAACAACAGCAUCGCCAUCAACUUCCUCAAGACUAAGAUUCGUGUGGAUCUGAUUGGCCCUGAGAACGUUGUGGAUGGAGACCGGACCCUGAUCUUGGGCCUGCUGUGGAUCAUCAUCCUACGCUUCCAGAUCGGAGCCAUCAAUCUCGAUGAGGCAAGUGGUGGUGCCAGCAACGCCCGUCGUUCUGCCAAGGAAGCUCUUCUGAUCUGGUGCCAGCGUAAAACAGCAGGAUACUCCAACGUCAAUGUGCAGGACUUCUCAGGAAGCUGGAGGAAUGGGCUGGCAUUCAACGCCCUCAUUCAUGCCCACCGACCUGACCUGUUUGAUUAUAAUCGUUUGCGUGAGGAGGACCCUAAGAGGAACCUGGGCCAUGCCUUCACUCUGGCCGAGAAUGAGUUUGGCAUCCUCCAGCUGCUGGAUGUGGAGGACAUCGAUGUUAAACACCCAGAUGAGAAGUCCGUCAUGACCUACGUAUCUCUCUACUACCACUACUUCUCCAAGAUGAAGCAGGGACAGACCAUCCAGAAGAGACUGGCCAAGAUCGUGGGUCUCCUGAAGGAGCUAGAUGAUCAGAAGAUCCUGUAUGAGAGAAUGGUGUCUGACCUCCUGCGGUGGAUCAAGACCAAAGUGGUGGAGCUUAACGACCGCUCCUUCCCCAACUCCCUGAGGGACAUGCAGCAGCUGGUGGCCUCCUUCAAGACCUACCGCACCGUGGAGAAACCCCCCAAGUACCAGGAGCGAGGGGCCAUCGAGGAAAACUUCUUCAGCCUGCGCACCAAGCUCAUGGCCAACAACCAGUGGGCCUACGUUCCCCCGGAGGGGAAGAACCUGGGGGACAUUGAGAAGAACUGGGCCUUAAUGGAGCGGGCGGAGCAUGAGAGAGAGGACGCCCUCCAGAGGGCGUUGCUAAGGCUGGAGCAACUGGAGCAGCUGGCCCAGAAGUUUGGCAGGAAGGCAGUGCUGAGGGAGGGCUAUCUGGAGGACACAGCACAGCUGAUCAGCAGACAGGACCUGAGGGGGUUAAACAGCCUGGAGGAGGCCCAGGCUGCAGCCCGGAGACUGGAGGCCCUGGGGACAGACACCCUGGCUAGGGAGCCUCGCUUCAGAGCCCUCAGCGACAUGGCGGCUGUCAUUGAGAAGGGGAACUACCACAGCAAGGCCCAAGUCAUCCGGAGAGAGGUGAGCAUCACAAAGCGCUGGAAAGACAUCCUGUUUCAGUUGCAGCAGAAGAGAGAGCAGCUGGGGGACAUUGUGAACACACUGAGCGUCCUCAGGAACAUCGAACUGGUUGCCCAGGAGCUCAGAGAUCUACAGGUUUUAGCAGGGUCCUCUGACAUUGGGAAGCAGCUCCCAGAGGUGGAGGCCCUGCUUCAGAAACAGGACCUGCUGGAAACCCAGAUCUCUGCUCAUGGAGAGACUCUGAGUGCCAUCAGUAACAGUGCCUUAAAGGGGACACACCGAGAUGCACAGCAGAUCCAGACCAGGGUCAAAUCACUCAACGCUCAGUACAACUCUCUGGUGGCCCUUAGUAAGAACAGGAGGAAAAUGCUGGAGGGCCAGUUGAAGCUGUUUGAGUUUUUCCACGACUGUGAGGAGGUGGAGGCGUGGAUCUAUGAGAGGUGGCUUCCCCUUCAGUCUGCCAGUCUGGGCAGAGACCUCAGCCAGAUCCAGCUGGCAAUUCAGAAACACAAGGUUCUUGAAGCUGAGGUGCAGUCCCAUGAGUCUCUGUGCUCAGGGGUCGUGAGCAGAGGUCAGGAGAUGUGCAGAGGGAAACACCCCAGUGAGGAGCACAUCCAGAAGUCGCUCCGGACCCUGAAGAAACAGUGGGAGCACCUGAAGGAUGAAGUGGUCAAUCGCAAAAACAGACUGCAUGCAGCCACCGUUAUCAAACAGUACUUUGCUGAUGUGACGGAGGCCAACUCGUGGCUGAGCGACAGGAAGCCCCUUCUGAUCAGCGAGGAUUAUGGGAAGGAUGAGUCCUCCACCAGCGCCCUGCUGCAGCGCCACCUACGGCUGGAAAAGGAGAUGGGAGCGUACGUCGUCGAAGUGAAACGCUUGGGAGAACAGGCCAAGGGAGCCUCUCAGCUGGCCCCACUCACAGCUGAGGCCCAGCAGAACAAGAUGCCCCAGUACAGUGAGUCCUCUGGUGAGGAGGAGGGGGGAGUGACCACUCCUGGGAGAGUGACCUCCCUCAGAGGCGCAAGGAUCACUCAGACAUCUACCCAGACCCAUACGCAGGAGGCCAAGGCCAAGAUCAGGUUUAAAUACACACGAGGUGUGAUGGUGUGGGACCGUGGGGAAAUCGUGACUAUCCUCAACAGAGACAAUGAGGAUAAGUUUCUAGUGAGGGACAGCGAAGGCAACGAACAGCUGGUGCCAAAGACGUACCUCACAGAACUCCCAUCAUCUACAAACAUGCCCUCUACACCACCUCCAUCCACCAACGGGGUUGCUGAAAGCCCCACUAAGAGGGUGAACCGGGCGCGUCGCAGACGUUCCAUACGCCGGGGGACCGCUGAGAUCCAGUCCUCAUCGAUUCCUGAUCCACAUUACCAGAGAGAAACCAUAGAGAGCACCCAGAGCAGUCUAGACCGGGACUUCAACAGCCUGCACAACCUGGCUAAUUCCAGGAGGAAGACUCUGGAGGAGACGGUUCGGUUGCACCGCUUCUACAACACCUGUGAGGAGUUUGAGUCCUGGAUGGAGGACAAGGAGAACAUCCUUAACACCUUCAGUCCUAACUCUGACAACGUGGGAGUGGUGCAGGCCAAAUAUGAGAACUUUCUGACCGAGCUGGCGAGUGGGAAGGGCCAGCUUGAUGAUAUCACCAGACUGGGGGAGGAGCUAGUGAAGAGCAGACACAGUAAACACAGAGAGAUACAGGCCAAGCAAGGACAAGUCACCCGCAGGUGGGAGCGCAUGCAGAAGCUGAAGGAUGAGAAGUGCCAUGAGCUGCUGAGUACGGCGGACGUGCAAUCCUUCCUCCAGAGCUGUGAGGAGGCCCGGGCCCAGCUCAUGGAGCAGCUCACCCAGCUGGACACUGUGGACGGUGUGGGUACUACCUCCACAGCCCUGGACACUGAGGAGAGGGCCCAGGCUCAGGCACUCAGAGACAUACAGGCCCUGGAGAGGAAGAUUGCAUACCUCAAGAGUGUGGCUAAAAUGAAGCAGGACUGCAGCCCAGCGGAGGCUGCAGCCAUCAUGGAGGAGGUGCGGGGCCUGGAGGCUCUGCUGCAGCAGGUGAAGGGCCAGGCCUCAGAGAGACAGAGGCUUCUGGAGGAGGCCAAGCGGCUGCAGCUGUUUCAGCAGGAGACCAGGGACCUGCUGCUGUGGGCCGGGGCCGUCCAGGACCGCCUACUGGAGGACGACACAGCCUCGGACGUGACCUCCGCUCAGACCCUCCUGAAGGACAACCAGGAUCUGAGGAUAGAGAUCGACGAGCAGAGGGAGAGGAUGAAAGACAUGGAGAAACUUGGAAAGUCUCUUGAGGAACAAUCAAGGGGAAACCGAGGUGUGAAGGACAUCCAGCAGACGCUGGGUAAGCUGAGCCAGGAGUGGACCAAGCUGGACAAACUGUGGGGCAGUAGGAACAGGAGACUGGAACAGGGGGUGGAGCUACAGAAGCUGAACCAGGAGGCUGACCGUAUCGAGGCAGCCCUGUCUGGGCAUGAGGCCAGGCUGAAGGUCAAAGACCUGGGGGACUCUGUAGACAACGUCCACAGUCUGUUGGGCAGACAGGAGGAACUAGAGGGCCUGCUGAAGGCUCUGGACCAACAGAUCAGCCUCUUCCAAGACAAGAGCAAGGAACUCAUCAACAAACGACACUUUGCUGCCAAACAAAUACAGGAGAGGUCACAGAACAUUCAAGAGCGCAAUACGAAGCUUGGAGAGAGCUGCAAACAAAGACGGAACCUCCUGCUUGAUUCACAUAAGUAUCAGGAGUUCAAGAGAGAUGCGGAGGAAAUGCUGUUGUGGAUGGAAGAGAAAUUCAAGAUAGCUGAAGACGAGUCGUACCGUGACCCUACCAAUAUCCUCCGCAAGCUGAAGAGACAUGAAGCAGCUGAGAAAGAGAUGCAAGCUAACCAAGUGUGGCUAGACAGACUCACACAGUUGGGGGAGGAGAUGCUGUCGGAGGACCACUAUGAGAGCCAGAGCAUCAGGAGGACGUCGACCCAGGUUAACAGUCGCUGGGUCAGCCUCCAGGGGAAGAUGACUGAGAGAGGAGACAAGCUGAGACAGGCCGGACAGCAGGAGCAGCUCAUGGAGUUACUACAGGAUGCCAAGCUGAAGAUCGAGGCCAUCCAGAGGAUGUUGCAGAACGCAGCCAAAGGGCACGACCUUCGCUCCAGCCGCCAGCUGUUGAAGGAGCACCAGCAGCUAGAGACGGAGGCCCAGGAACUGGCUGACAAGAUCAACACCAUCGUCACCCGGGCCAAGCACCUUGCCACGAAUCACUUUGACUCCCAGAGGAUCCUUCAGGAGACAGAUACGUACAUGAAGCUGUUCAAGUCGCUGCAGAAGCCUCUGGAUCAUCGCAGGGCCCAGCUGGAGGCAUCCGUGGCUCUGUUUGGCUUCUAUCAUGACGUUGACCUAGAACUUUCCUGGAUCACAGAACACUACCCAUCCACUGGCUCCACAAACUAUGACAAGUCCCUGGCAGGGGCUAUCAACCUCAUGCAGAAACAUAAGGAGCUGCAGGCAGAAGUGAACGCCCACUGUAAACACUUGAACCGGGUCCUGGAGAAGGGGCGGAGCCUGGAAAAGUCCAGCCAAUAUAAUGGAGAGGAAGUCCAGCAGAGGAAUACACACCUGGCCACAGAGUGGAAGGAGCUAGAGGCAGCCUGUGACAAGAGGGCCAUCCACCUGAACAGGGCCAUCACUAGAGAACAGAUCUUGCUUGACUGUGCGGAGCUGGAAACCCGUCUCUCUGAGACUCUAGCGUUGGUCAGCACUGAUGAGUAUGGCAAGAACGAUCUAGCCACCCAGAGCCUUAUCAAGCAGCAUCAGGCGGUGGAGGGGCAGAUGGAGGUGCUGGAGGCCCAGGUGGAGGAGCUGGGGGAUAGUGUGGAGUCAGCCGUCCAUGAGUGGAACCUGGAAGAGGUCAACAGACCAUACAGCCGCAUCAGCAGUCAGAUGAGCCAGCUGCAACACCAAGCCCAAAUCAGGGGCCAGAAGCUGAGGGAGGCUCUCCACCUCCAUGAGUUCAGACGGGAGUCUUCAGAGCUGGACGACUGGAUCACACAGCAGAGACAGAUAGCCUCCUCUGAGGACUACGGAAAUGACUACGAACAUGUAUUGCUACUGAAUGGUAAAUUUGAGGCCUUCCUGAAGCAGUUAGACGUGGGUUUUGAUAGGAUGCGGAGCUGCAAAGAGCUUGCUGAUAGGCUCAUUCAACAUAAGCAUCCUCAGGCUUCCACCAUCAGGGACAUACAACAUCAACUCAGCGUGUCAUGGAAGGAGCUGCAGGACUUGGCCAAAGACCGCAAAGACCGUUUACUCAAAGCCGAGGAGUGUCACAAGUUUUACAGAGAUCUUACCGAUGCCUUAGGACAUAUUGAGGAGAGGUACAAGAGCAUUCCUGAUGACAUCGCCAGGGACCUGCGAGGGGUGCUGUUGCAGCUUCGUAAACACGAGGCUCUAGUCCACGUGCUAGCAGGGAACGAGCAGCAGCUCCAGGAGCUGUUGGAUAUGGCAGACUCCACCCUGAACCUGUGCUCCCCAGAGAUGAGGGUUCUCCUGCAGGAGCAGCAGCAGGAGGUGGUGGAGCACUGGGAGAAGCUGCGCCUCCACAUGGACCAGAGGGAGGGAGACCUCAAACGGGCACGCCAACGCUACCUUUUCCUCAACACGGUCCAGGACUAUGCUCUGUGGUGUGCCCAGGUGCUGAGUGGGAUGACAGCGGAGGAGUCUAUUAGAGACGUGGCCACCUGUGACCUGCACCUGGCCCAGCACCAGCAGCUGUGGGCUGAGAUCGUGGCCCGGGAGGAGACCUACGACCAGGCAGUGGCCAUGGGGCAGGAGCUGCAGGAGCAGGACAGACACAACGCCAGAGAGGUCCAGGAUAAGCUGAGUGGUCUACAGGAGGAGAGGGACUCACUUCAUGGCCACUGGGAGAGGAAACAGAGGGGCCUGGAGGGGACCCAUCUGGAACAGGUCUUCUACAGGGACACAGCGAGCAUGGAGAAGAUCACCAACUCACAAGAGAUCCUUCUGAAGAACAGUGAUCUGGGGACGUCAGUUGAUGAGACAGAGGGACUCAUAAAACGCCAUGAAGCCUUUGAGAAACUCCUCAGCACUCAGGAGGACAAGAUAUCAUUGCUGAAGGACCUUGCUGAGAGACUGAAGAAGGAAGACUUCAGUCGUGAGAAAGCCGGCCGCAUCCACAGCAAGCUGAAGGCCCUCCUGGAGAGGCGAAGCAGGAUUAAGGGGCUGUCAAUCAAACGCAGAGAGGAGUUGGCCAUCUCCAGGCUGCUCUGCAUCUUCAACCGCAAUGCUGCUGAGGCUGAGGAGUGGGUGUUGGAGCGUAUGCAGAAGAUGCAGGAUGACUCCAAGGUGGACCUGAGCAACCUGCAGACCAAGAUGAAGCUGCUCCAGAAACAUCAAGUCUUCGAGGCAGAGAUUCUCUCCCACAGCAGAAUCAUUGACUCAGUGCAGCUGGCUGGUGAGGAGCUGGUGUCUCUGCAUCACCCUAAGUCCCAGGAGGUUCGUCGUAGUGCUGCAGCUCUGGAGAAACACUGGGAGGAGCUGAAGCUAGCCGUGGCCGCCAGGGGGAAGGUUCUAGAAGACAACAGAGACUUCCUGGAGUUCCUGCAGAAGGUGGACCAGGUAGAGGUCUGGAUCAGACAGAAGGAGGUGAUGAUAAACAUAGGGGAUGUUGGCACAGACUAUGAGCAUGGGCUCCAGCUGCUGAAGAAACUCAAUGAGUUUAGAGGAUCAGGCUCUGGGGAAGUCACAGUGGAUGAUGCUCACAUCAAGGCCAUCAACAACCUGGCUGCUCGGCUGGAGAGGCAGGACAGUGACGAGCUGGCCACUGUGAAACAGCGCAGACAGCAGCUUAAUGACAGAUGGAGUAAGUUCCAUGGCAACCUGAGCAGCUAUAAGAAGAAGCUGGAGGCAGCGCUGGUGAUCCACUCUCUAAUCAGAGAACUGGAUGAAGUCCGGGAGAGAGCCAAUGAGAAGAUGCAGCUGCUGCAAGGCCAGGACUGUGGCUGGGAUGUGGAGAGUGUGGAGAAUCUGAUACGACGCCAUGAGGAGACUGAACGCGAGGCUGGAGUCAUACAGGAAAGGGGCAAGGCACUGGAAAAGGACACCGCUGACCGCCUGAAAGCCCAGUCUGUGAUGGCCGACAAACUGAGCAAAAAGCAGAAAGAGGUCAAAACCGGCCUUGUGAAGCUGGAGAAGGACGUUAAACUCAGGAAGGAGAGGCUGCAGGAGGCUCACCAGCUGCAGCUUUUCAAGGCUAACCAGCGCCUCCUACUGGACUGGACCCUGAAGCAGAGCUCUGAGAUGGGAGAGAAAGGCCUGCCCAAGAGCAAGAACGAGGCAGAGCGAUUCAUAGUAGAACAUCAAGAUUGGAAGACUGAGAUUGAUGCACGGGGGGAGCGUAUCGACUCUGUUAGAGACUUUGGCCUGAGUCUGGUAAAGUCUGGACACAGCUCAUCAUCAGAGAUCAAGAAGUCUCUGACCAAGCUGGAAGAGGCCAAAAUGGGUCUGAGCCAGACCUGGCAGGACAGGAAGAAGACUCUGGAUCAGGCUCUAGGCCUACAGAUAUUCCUUGGCUACAUGGAUCAGAGUGAGAGCUGGUUGAGUAACAAGGAGGCCUUUCUGGCUAAUGAAGACCUUGGGAGUUCUCUAUCUGACGUGGAGACCCUACAGAGAAAGCAAGCCCUGUUUGAGAACACCCUGGAUGCUCAGAUGGAGCAGGUGGAAGGAGUGGAGCGGUUCGCCCAACAGCUGAUCCAGCAGAAACACUUUGACUCAGACAAUAUCAAGAGCAAGAGCAAGUCUGUGCUGCUCAGAAAAGGAAAACUGUUGGAAAUGAGUAAGGUUCGCCGGAAGGCUCUGGAAGAAUCUCUACAACUCCAGAAGUUCCUGGGUAGCAGCUAUGAGGUGUGCUCGUGGCUCAAUGAGAGGAAUGCAGUGGCCCUGGAUGAAAGCUGGAGAGACCCCAUCAACCUCCAGGCCAAACUACUGAAACACCAGAGCUUUGAGGCUGAGAUCUUAGCGAACCGUAACCGAGUUGACGCUCUUACUAAGGAGGGAGAGAGAAUGAUAGCAGCGGGUCACUCCACUCCUGGGAAGAUCAAACCGUGGCUGAAGGAUCUUAACCAUGGCUGGGACCAGCUCCUCAACAACUGUAAAGAGAAGAAAUCUCGUCUGCAGCAGGCCUACCAGGCUUUACAGUUCCAGCGUUCUCUGGACGACAUAGAGGAGUGGCUUAGGUCCGUAGAAGUUGAAGUAACCAAUGAGGACUGUGGCACUGACCUCCCGUCAGUCAGCAGGCUGCUGAAGGCUCUACAGGGCCUGGAGGAGGUGGUGGAUGGCUAUCUGGAGAGGGUCCAGGGCUUAGUGGAUACAGCCAAGGACUUCAGCUCCAAGGGCAACUUCCUGGCCCAGGAGAUCCAGCAACGAGUAGGCCAAACUGUCAAUAGAUAUAACAGCCUGGCUGAGCCAUUGCAGAACCGACGGGAGACCUUAGAAUCCUGGCAGCUGUUGUUCCAGUUCUACCGUGACAUGGAGGAUGAGCUGGUCUGGGUCCAGGACAAACUGCCCUCUGCCUCCUCCAAAGACUGGGGAACCUCCCUACAGAGCACUCAGUCUAUGGUCAAAAAACAUCAGGCUGUGGUGCAAGAGAUAGCGAGCCGUACCCCUCUGGUGCAGGCUGUCCAGGACGCAGGGCAGAACCUGGUGAGGGGCAGACACUUUGCCUCGCAUGAGAUCAGCGAGAAGCUGGCUGAGCUCAAGAAGAUUUUUGAGAGCCUGAGGAGAGAGUCAGAGAACAAGGGCCAACUGCUGCAGGAGGCUCUGAAGAUACAGACCUUCCUCUCUGAGGUUUCAGAACUAGAGCUGUGGAUAGAUGAGCAGAGACCCACGUUAGAGUCCAAAGACUUUGGGAAGAGCGAGGAGGCCACCGAGGUCUUCCUGAGGAAGCUGGACUCUAUAGACCUGGACCUGGAGAACCAGCAGCUGAAAGUAGAGUCUCUUCAGGAGACUGGCGCUAAACUGGAGCACUGUGGCCACCCCAACAGCCAUUUAGUGAGUAAGAGUCUUCCAGACAUGCUGGAUGAGUAUGAGAGUCUUCUGCGUCUCUCUGCCUCACGACGGGCAGCUCUGGAGGACCAGCUGAACCUCUAUGUGUUUGAGAGAGAGGCCCGGGAGCUGCAGAACUGGCUGUGCUCCCGCAAGACCCUGGCUGAGUCAGAAGACUUUGGACAAGACCUGGAGGACGUGGAGGUGUUGCAGAAGAAGUUUGAAGACUUUGUGGCUGAGGUUAACACGCUGGGCCAGAGUAAACUCAGCACUGUUCAACAACUACGACAGGAGGUGAAAUCUGCUGAAGGCCACAGACGAGAGGCAGCGCUGCACAAAUUAUGGGAUGACCUCAACCAAAAUGUGAAGACUAGAGCGGAGAACCUGAAGUCUGCCCGAGAGGUGCACCAGUUUGACCAUGACGUGGACGAGCUGAAGGGUUGGAUGAGUGAGAAGGAGGUGGUGUUGGACUCUGACGACCACGAUCAUGAUCUACUCAGUAUCCAGGCACUCAUCAGACAACAUGAAGGACUGGAGAGAGACUUGGCGGUCAUCGAGGGGGAGGUGUCUCGGACUAAAGAGGAGGGGCGGGGCCUAAACAGGAAGUACCCCCAGGUGCGGGCCAGUCUGAGUGAGAGACUACAGGAAGUGGAGGAGAGCUGGGCUAGUCUGCAGGCCAAGGCCAUCCAACGCAGGAAGAGACUGGGGCAGGCUGAGGCUGUGCAGAGAUACCUCACAGAGUGGACUGAACUCAUGGCAUGGCUGAAAGAGACCCUGUCCCUGGUGAGAGGGGAGGGGUCAGGAGGGGAGGGUGCUGACCUGGAGCAGCUAAUCAAAAGACACGAAGAGUACCAUGUUCAGAUUGACAAGCAGCUCAACAAAUCACAGGCUGUGAAAGAUGAGGGCAAAUACCUCGUGGAGGAAGGCAACUUCAUGUGCCAAGAGUUGGAGGAGCGUCUUCUGGAGCUGCAGGAGCUGGAGACGCGGGUGCAGGAGGUUUGGGAGGAGAGGAGGGUGUUGUACCAGGAGGAACUGGAGAUCCUACAGCUACAGAGGGAGCUGGAGCAGGCGGAGCACUGGCUCAGUACCUACGAAGCUACUCUGAGGGCAGAGGAGUACGGGGACUCUGUGUCAGACGUUCUGGAGUUGAUGAAGAAACAGGAGGACUUGGAGGCUAUGAUUCAAGCCCAGAGUGACCGAUUCAGUGCCUUACAGAAGAAGAAAACACAGAGAGAGCAAAGAUUACAAGGCCUCCAUGGUGAUGAUGGAGACAAUUCCAGGAAGAAGCUUUCCAGGGUGACCUCCCUGAAGAGGAAACCGUCUGACCCUAAGACCCCCCGACCCACCGCCCCUAAACCCCUAAAACCCACAGACCGGGUCCGCAGAACCAGCACCAGCAAGACACCAGAUCCAGCUCCAUCUCCCUCCUCAUCCAUCUCCAGUAGCCCCCCUCCCAGCCCCGCCCCUAGGGCCCUGACCACCCAGAACCCUGCCUUUGUGGCCCCCUCUAGAUCCCCACGCUUCGCCCCUCCAGUCAACCCUCCUCCAUCCCCUCCAUCCUCUCCCACUACAGAGACCAGUAGCCACUCUCGCUACAGAUCCCAUAGAUUGUCAGUGAAGGAAGAAGAGUUGCCUCCCACAGAUAGACCAUCUAUCACCCCCAAGCCAAGGCUCUCCCUCAGAGAGAGGAAGUUAGCCAGGCAUGAGGAGCUGGCCCCAGAAACACCUGUGUCGGCCCCAUCGCCGACCUCACCGGAAUCAGCCUCAAAUGUAUCGCCCCCACUCUCACCUGUAUCGGCACCUGUCCCCUCUGAACAUCCUGAGCAGCCAGAUAACGAACCCACCACACCCCCUGAACUCCCUCCCCCCUGCAGAGACCUGCCCCCUUCCCCUGUACUGCUACACCACAGGAAACUAGAGGACCUACCAGAGGAGGUGGCUACGCUGUCAGACUCAAUAUCUGAUGUCAGAGGUCAAGUGCCUGUCAGAAUGGAUGGGAUGUUGGAGAUCAAGGUGAAACAAAGCGGAAACAAAGGUUUGGAGAACUGGGAUGCUGUCUAUGCAGUACUGGAGAGGGAGACACUCAAUCUUUUCAAAGACAGAGAUGCAGCUACAGAGAGGUCUUCCCUAUGGCCCCCCAUCAAUAUGGUUGGAGCAGUGUGUAAGGAAAACCCAUACUAUAGGAGAAAGGACCAUACCUUCAAACUAACUCUGGAUGAUGGAAGUCAGUACCUGUUUGCUGCCUCUAGCCGAGAGCAGCAGCUCAAAUGGGUAGAGGAACUUCAGAACUGCACCAAGUCUGGAAGCUCCUCUGACUCUGAGGAUUCUGGGAACUCCUCAAAGGACACAGUAGAUCACCAGAACUCCAAACAGGUCGACAUCAAUGAUGCUUCUGAGAACAAAGGGUUUCUCAGAGUUGGCUCCAGAGAAAGUGUUGUCUGCAAUGAACGUUUUGAGAGCGAUAGAGGGCCACCACCAAAGCCCCCCCAUACAUAUUACAACAAGCACCACUACCCUUCAGGAGGGGAGACCAAAGAUGAAGGAACUGUAAUAACCCAGAGCCUGAGUUCCCUACAGAGGAACCAUCCCCCCACCACCCAACCUCCUCUACCUCCACAAAGCCUCAAUGACCCUGAGCCCAAAGACAAACCCAAGAACAAGAGUGUCUUCAAGAAGCUCUUUGGAAAGUGAUUUGGGAUAUUUCCUGUGUUAUUAGAAUAGUCAUCUUAACAAUUGAUAUCUUAAUAUUACCUUUACAAUGUUCAAAUCAAAUGUCACAAUCUUUAUGUUGUAAACCAUUAGCAUUGGUUUAUGAUAUGUUAGCAACAAUUUAUAUGUUACUUUUCUCCUUGUGUUGAUCUACUCAAGACUGCUGCAUGCUCAUGAGAUUUUAUGCCAGUGCCUAUUUAAAAAGAGAAUUUAUUUAUUCCAUAGAAAUAAUUACAUUCAGUUGGCCUAUUUCAUUUUACACAACAUUUCAAUUCACAAUAAUUUACGAAUCACCACAUUUGGUAAUUAAAUUAAUAUAUCUGGUGUAGAAACAUACAGAUAGAUAAUCCUUACCUUGCUCAAACGAAGUUUUGCUUUAAUUAUGCAUUAUGUCAAUGACAGAUUUGCCAAUAUUAGAAUUAUACAUGUAUUUUAAGUAAAUAUGUGGCCGAUAUUUAAUUUUAUGGAUUAAAGGCCGCCAAUCUUGUUGAGAAAUAGUACAUGAUAUGAAGUUAAUUCUUAUCAUUAAAUAUUUUAGUCAGUCCAACGAAAUGAGAGGACUUUUUCAAAAGAUAGUAUAAUUUUUGCAAUUCAUUUUCAUGCCAUAAUUUAAUGGCAGUGUGAUUAGGAUGGAUGUACUUUCACCACUUCUACUUUAUACAUUUUGCAAAAGGCAUUCGGAUUUCAAUUAUUUUCGAUAGACUUCAACCAAGAAUAAACUAAAUGACUUAUUUCAGAUUGAGCAUGUGUUAGUAUAAUAAAAGCUUGCAUUCAGAUAAAAUUAGGGGACAAUUUUUCUCAUCCAAUAUUCCACAUUUAUUAUGCUUUUUUAUGUUGGCUAGUAGCCUAAUAUAUUUCACUUUUGAUCAUCUGAUUAAACGAUUAUGUAUGUUUUGCAGAUUCUGUAAAAAUACAUGUAUUUGUUGAACAUUUUUAAUUUCGCUGGAAUUGAGAAAUGCGUAAAGAAUUAGACUACAACAUACAACCAUACAAGAAGUGUCAGCAAAGUACAUGCCACAAACGACUGACCUUUCAGCAUUUUCUAUCCUAGGCCUUGCCUUCUUGAAUCAGCAACAUUUACUACCGCUUGAUGGCGUCAGAGACAAUGAAGCAACAAGACCGUCUAUUCCUCAAGUCUAUUCCUUGCAGUUCAAAAGUUAAUUCGAGAUGUUGCCAUUGAUUUAACAUCUUGAGUGUUGUCUAUUUGUGAUUGUUGCAUUUAACUUGUUAAACAAUUUGGGUAAUGCGCCAUGAUAUUUCAGGUCAUGCGUUUGAUCACCCAUUUGUUGUCGUUAGGCUAGACGUGUUGGUAGAAUAAAGGAAUGAAGGGA